AUGGAUCCUGAUGUGAUAUGGACCUUGUGGAUGGCGACUUACUUAGUACCUAUGUCACUACCUUAUGUAACUGGUGGGGAUCGCCAACAGGGUUCUGGUUCUGAGAACACACCCCUGUCCACUAACGCAGCCACUCUAUCAAACAAACCCACGGCAUUGGCCAUGUUCUCAACAACUGACAUUGUUGCUGAUGGUGAAGUGUACUGUAAGCAGAUCAAUACUCUAGAUACCUAUUGUAAUCCACAUGCAGCUUCAGUUCGGCCGAUCACGGAGACUAGCUGCAGUGCAAUGCAAUGUCGUCACAUCAGAUCCCAAGCUCCCCAUGCAUGCAAGUACAGUACAAGAGUUAGGUGUCUUGAGACUGCAACAUUAAACCCGUCGUUUAGAGGUCCGUUUCAUGCAGCCACAAACGGUCCAAUUUUGUCCGAAUAUCAUACGACAGGCCGUAAAAAGAGAGAGCUCGAUGAUACAUAA
Fusarium proliferatum ET1 is the source of this 474-nucleotide messenger RNA. RefSeq lists its product as uncharacterized. The record is from RefSeq and is a predicted model, not a curated record. Bases 1 to 474 code for a protein of 157 amino acids. The transcript has a single exon. NCBI's taxonomy places the organism in Eukaryota, Fungi, Ascomycota, Sordariomycetes, Hypocreales, Nectriaceae.